This is a messenger RNA of Porites evermanni, 6978 nucleotides long. The record is from the annotation of a GenBank genome assembly. Lineage: Eukaryota; Metazoa; Cnidaria; Anthozoa; Scleractinia; Poritidae.
AUUGACGAAUUAUUGAAAGGGAAUUCCUCGGCAAAUGUAAGCAGUUUUAUAAAAAGUCUCGCAAACGCAACAAAACCAGGAAAUAGAAUCACUCUCACUGGAAAAGAAUUGUCAGCAUCAGUGAAGAUGCUAGUUCAACUUGUAAACUAUAAUUCACUGGUGAACAACAGUGCAGUUAAUACGACAACAGACCAGCAAAAUAUUGUACAAGUAGCAAGUAAUCUUCUGGAGGAAGAAAAUACCCCCACUUGGUUAUAUCUGCAAGAGGUAUGUGAAGUUAAUUUAGGCCUAGACCAAACGUCCAACUUUUCAGGAGAAGUUGGUCUGAAUAAGUUUGGAUCGUCCAACACGUUCUAUCUGUCUGCUUCAGACGGGUAGAACGACUGAAGAUCGUCCCCGGGACAAGCGUCUACCUUCACAUGCGACGAACUAAACUAAUAAAUUAAAAAUCUGCCUGUAUGAUAAUGUAUAUUUAGCUCGUUCGGAAGAAAAUUUAUUACUUACCUGAUUCAAUUUAUUGGUUCUACGUACGGUCCUAAGUUCGACGUCAGACCCAACAGACGAUGUUAAAUUACCGUUAGACCGACCCAAAUUAGGGUUUGGCUUGUCUCAUGAAAAGUUUGAAGUUUGGCCUAAACCUUAGUUGUUUAAAACAGCAGCUAUUUUCUAGCUUGCGUCGCAGACGUAAUUUAAUUUCGACUAGUAGACUUCUACAGUAUAUAUUAAACGCUUCCCCCCUGCCCCCGGGAUUCAGCACCGAUAUCCUUCUUCUGGGCCCCCAACGGACUCAAAGAAUGAAAGGAACAUCUUGGUUGGCCAAUCAAACAAUGGCUAUUUCGACAGGCCAAUCAUGGGUCGUACUCAGAUCCCGGUACACAGGUGGGGACCCAAACAAGGAUUUCGUCGCUGUUUCGCAGACGGCCUUAACCAGAGUUCAGUUUCAUCUGUGGCGAUGGCUACUAUGGCAAAAAAAUGCUCUCAUUACUUUUUGUUUACAAAUUUUUAGAGCCGUAGUAAUGUAACUGACGACCUUUUAAAGGCAAUGGACGACUUUGGUUCACAAGUUGGUAGCCAACUGGACGCGGGUUUGGAAAACUCAACUUACGUGGUAAUCCGCAAGCGGAACAUUGUUUUUAGGGUGGAUCUCUUAACAACUAGGAAAAAGGUAAAAUGAAUAAAUUCACGACCUAGAAUUACCUUUGGCCUUUAUUUGUAGAAUGUGUCAUAUUUAUCAGGGUUCAAUCUCUGUCCGUGGAGUAAAAUGUUUAAUUACUAAUUAAAACCUUUCCCUCCAUUGACUGCGCAUUAAUAGCGCAGCCUCUUACAUAGGUAGUGGUUUGCGGCUGAUGUCAUGGCCGCCAAUUUGUUCAUAAGAACCAACUAUUUUUUUAAGGAUUUCUAAUAAACAAAUUUCUGUUGUCUUAACUUCCCUAACACCUCCCUACUCAUAUGGUUGUAAACCUUGACUCUACGGGUGACGUAAUGACUCCUAACCAAUCAAAACUCCUGAAAAUAAUUUGAAUAUCAAUCGCAUGCACACAGCUCCCAUUUUCAUUUUUCCUCCCUUAUCACAAACCAGCUUUUUAAUCAUUUCGUUCAUAUUACUUUUGUUUCUUUCGUUGUUUUUUCUCUUGAGAAGAAGACACCAAUUAAGCAUUUAUGUGCAAAAUAAUAAAUGAAUUUCUAUUCUCUUAACCUCCCGAACACCGCCCUACUCAUAUGGCUGUAAGCCAUGGCUCUACGGGUGACGUAAUGACUCCUAACUAGUCAAAACUUUUGAAAAUAAUUUGAAUCACAAUCAUCCACACAACUCACAUUUUCAUGCUUCCUCCCUUGUAACAAACCAGCUUUAUUGUUAUCGCUUUUUAAUCGUUUCGUUCAUAUUACUUUUGUUUCUUUCGUUGUUUUUUCUCUUGAGAAGAAGACACCAAUUCUAGAUUGAUAUUUCAACUUUUUUUCAGCUCAGCAUGGACUUCUCCCAGCACGGCGCAGAGAUCUUUGUUCCUGGUGAAGCGUUCGCCUCAAAAUCAGCAACUCAAGCGACCACCAUUGUCUACAAGACUCUCAACAAUUUCUUAACACUUGAAAAGGAGGGUGCAAAGAACGAAGAAAAGAAUAGGAAGACAAAAUUCAAGAGUGUCUCAAGUAUCGUUUCUGCCACAAUUCUUCCGCGUCCUGUCAGCCCGAUGAGAAAACCAAUCAAGUUUGUUUUUUAUCACAAGAACAAGGCAAGAAACAUUUCAACUAGCCAGCGUAGCAAGUGUUUCCGCGUGAGUUCGUCCCUCAGUGAGCUUGCGCGGAAACGCUUGCUACAACAUCUACAUUACAACUUACGUAUACACCGUAUGCAACUAAAUUAUUAUUUUAUGGAUAAGCUUUAUUGUGCUUCUUUGAACCAAUUUUAUCGAUUCGUAAAGACGGGUUUUCCUCACUGGGAAACUGAUAUAUUUUGUGAAGUUUAGUUGCCUACGAGAUUAACGUGCCGAGUCAUUCAAGUAAAUAUGCAAUCAAAAUUUAAAAAAUGUGAAAUAACAUCCAUGUAAAAUAUGAAGCGAAGCUGGUAUGUUCAAAAAUCAAUUCAUGCACAGAAAGAUUUUGCACUCCUGAUUCACGCCAAUAUACCACUUCGUCUUCAGGUUAUUCAGAUUAUGCCCCAUACCAAAUAAUGAAAAAGAAAGAAGUAGUUAUCUAAAUUAGAACCAACAAAAAUUCAAUGCAGCUCAGUAUAUAAGAUCUAGUGACAGAAAAGAUGAUAAAAGAAGACAGUUGGAAGUGAUCGAAGACUUGUGAAAUGGUAUUCCAGGCAUGAGUACUAAUAUAUUGCCGGGGGUGUUCAAGCCGUAACAAGUGGAAGAUUAACGUUAACAGUUGCCAGAAAGCGAAGGAAAUGCGAGGAAAGAAGUGUCCUCUUUAUGUUCUUUGUCCAUAAGUUUUUGAGUUGUAUCGCUGGUUUCAUUUAUCGUUCAGCACUUUUUUCUAUCAUUUGUAUCCCCCCAGCAAAAUUCCCACUUGCUUUCAUUUGCUUCAAGUUUUCUAAACAUUUAUCCGGUGUGCAUAAAGAUAGAUAAAUGAAUCAAAUAACUGAUCAAAAAGUAAAUUGUCUUUUUGACUGCAGAGUGAAGAUGUUAUUGGGAGCUGUGUAUUUUGGCAAAUAGGACUUCCACAGAGAACGUGGUUAACGCGUGGGUGCGUGCGUGUGGAACACGAAUCAAGUGCGCGAGUUACCACAUGCCAGUGUGAUCACCUGACAAUCUUCGCAGUGUUAAUGAACAACAAACGGGUAAAAAAGAUUAUUCUUUUAUUCCCCUGCAGCUCCUGGAAUAUGAGCUUAAGUUUAGAACAAAUAUCUAUUGCAGUUUAUUUAUCACUAUUAUUAUUAUUGUUAGUAUUAUUAUUAUUAUUAUUAUUACUAUUAUUAUUAUUAUUAUUAUUAUUACUAUUAUUAUUACAUGCUGUACCCUGUCACCAAGCGUUCUCGGGUGGAGAAAGAGGCGGGACCCUUGGGACGAUUUUGUGUCACAAAGAAGUCCAGACGGGUCUUCCGUGAAGGCAAGCGUGAUCAUGCAGCUGCGUUGAAGUCACCUGUCUUAAUUCAAAAUGGUUACUGGCAACCAUAAUUCGAGCCCUAUAUUUCCGAAUUCCAAAAGCUUUAAUUUCUUCAUGCUACAGUAGAGAACCGCGAAAUAAGCAAGGAAGUGAUGGACUGUUCAAUUCAAUUCAAUUCUUUAUUUCACACUAUAUAAGAUAUUUACACAAGUGUAUGUAGGUAAGAAAAUAAAGUAGCUGAUAAAUAAUAAUUAACUAAAAGACAUUAAGUUCAUUUGUGUACAGCAAAAUCCCUUUUGCAGCUUGCAUGACGCACUAUGGCACUGGGAAUACGAAAUCGUUUUUCUCUUGAAACUUUUUUAUUCUCUUUUCUAGGUCAAACCUCACCACGAACUGUACUUGAAGUCUAUCGCCACCAUAGGCUGCGCAUGCUCUUUGCUGUUUCUACUGCUGACCUUCAUGUUAAUGGCAUGCCUUUGGAAGUAUCUGAAGAGCCCGAGAGUGAAAAUGAUAUUACAUUUGUGCCUUGCUAUUGCUGCGACUUGCAUAUUAAUCAUGAUCAAUGAGAACUUUCACCUUGAGGAGGUAAAUAUUUUUAUCUCAAGUAUUCUUUAUCGUCAUUAGAUUGGUAUAACCCUCUCACUCACCUCCCUACUUUAAAAAAAGGCUAUUUCAAAACUUUCUCGAAAUUUCUGGAGUUAAUCCUUACCAGAGGAAACAAAAUUCUUCAUGACAUUUACCAAUCAAGUAGAUAAAGUGGUUUAAAAAGUUAUGUUGAACUCAUCGUAGAUUUAUUGCUUCUUCUUCAGUUUCGGGGUGGUCUCUGCUGUUACAGAUGGUGAGAUCUCCAGAUGACGUAAAACAAAACAUUAAACGGGCACUACACAAAACUCACACCACAUCACAAAGCGUUACCAACAAUCUACAACACCGAGAAACACUCAACACCCCAAUGGACCAUUUGGAAGACUUUUUUCAAACACCGACUAAAUCUCUUUCUUUUCUUUUAUCAGCCCCAAGAAUUAUUACUUCCACUAAUAAAAAAAAAAAAACGAAAAAACAUCUUCUCAUCCUCAUAGUAGUGAUCCUUGGAUAUCUUCUUUCUCGGUGACACUACCUCAUUUCGACUCAUUUUGUUUUCCUGGCGACUGAUCAUUCAAUUAGAAUAGCGGCUGCCGUUGUUAGAAGAAUACUUAAGAUCCUUUAACCCUGGCCUUUAAACUCCAAUAUCCACAUACAAUUUAAUGUUCUGCAGAUUCAUUGAGAGAAUUUGAUAAAAUAUCUAAACAGUUUCCCUUUAGUGAUUGAUUUAUCGAUUGUCAUAGCUGAUGAUGCAUUGAUAUUGCCAUUGGAGAACUGCAACUUUGGUCCCAGGGGUUUCUCCUCUGUUUCCUUUAAGCCAGGCAAGAACGAAAGACGGACGAGGAGGGGCAAAUAGGCGAUCACUCUAAGAUUUAACGGGUUAACAGUCACUUAAUAUGCGUUACUUGACAGGUUUGGUGUACAGCCAUGGCGGCGUCACUUCAUUAUUUUCUCCUGUGUGUGUUCACAUGGAUGUUCAACCAUGGUGUCCUGCUUUAUUUACUCAUCAUAAAAGCGGACCUGAGAGACAACAUUCAUUCAAAGAUGAAGUGGUUUUACACUUUUGGAUGGGGUAAGAGAAACGUUAACGUCAAUUUGCGUCAUCACACCCAUUUCCACAGAGGCUCGACGGAACGUUAUUGGAUUUCCGCUGUGCGAAAUAAAUGAAGGCGCGAAAACUGAAAAAUGGAGCCUGCCACCUCACUCAAAAAAGCCUCUUUGAGCUUUUGUGGAGAAAAUACAGGCUAUCAUAUUGUAUAUGUUUUUCAGCUAUAUUGCUGAUUCUCUGUAUCAUAGGAAGGCGGUAAACAGCAGAAAAAGCGGCAUUUCUCACCAGCUCAUUCAACGUCCCUUUGUCCUUUGCUUUCAAAUUUGCGUAAUGCAGAGACGUCUAAAUAACGUGGCCGGGUGCAUAACUAUAAGAAAUACAUGUUGCGUUCUCUUUCAAACUGAAAUUCCUAGAAACAGUGUUUGGUAAACUGAUAAACCGUUGUCGUAGGGUACGAGAGAACUAAGAUAGACUGGAAUGGUUUCCAUUAUUCUCUCUUGAGAGACCUUAGUUAAUUUUCAGUGAGAAAGGAAAUCGAAGUGAACAAAAGGAAAGAAAAAGCAGUGAAGUUUAACGUUAUUUAAAUCUUGAUUGUAAAAAAAAGGUUUUCUCUAUUUUUCUCUACUUAAUGGAGAAAUUGUUUUCUCCAGUGUAUGUCAGUAAGUUACGAAAUAUACUUAACAAUUCCACAACAAUUUUCCAUGGUGUACUGUAUACUCUUAUCGACAUAGUAGUAACGUCAACAUGUUCAAAACGCAUUGUGGAACCACCAACCGCAGGCGAGUGGUGUCACUGCAAAGAGUUUGAACAUUUUGACGUCAUUCCUUUGGUAGAUAGGUGUGUAGACCAUAGGAAAUCAUUGUCGAUUUGUUUUUUAACAUUGACGGUUUCUUACGCCAACUGCCAUUAUGUGCCAUUGAGGUUUUUUUUUUUUCUUGAAAGCUCGCGCGCAAGAAAAACAAAUAACUUCACCUUCACGUCAUUUCCUUGGUCUGUACUUUUUAAAUUACCAUCAUAGCUCUCAACCAAUCAGAGCGAGAAAUCGCUCAGAUAUUUUAAAAUGUCUUUGUUUCAGGAUUCCCUUGCACAGUAGUGGGAAUGUCCCUUAUAGUAACUGGUAUCGACAAAUACGUAGCUAACAACUGCUGGCUGACAUUAGAACAUAACAUUCUUUACUGUGCCUUUGUCGCUCCGGCUGCUAUGAUUGUUUUGGUAAGUAUCCUUUCUUAAAGAUCCUAUUUCCUUUUGUCGGCUCUACUUCUUUUAUUUUGCGCAGUUUACUAAGUGUAAAAAUUCAGUCGGUCAACUCUUCUAAGGUGAAAACUGCUUAGGAGCAUUGACAAUCUCUUCUGAAUGAGAUCAUCGAUGGAGGUUGUUGUUGAUCCCUGGGGCCAGGCCAAUACUCAGGGUCCUAAAAUAAACCAUGAAAGACCUUAAAGUGGCAAUCGUUUUUCCCUAAACAUGUUAAGGUAUUUUAAAUUUCUUCAAAAAAAAAAACAUCAAUCUAUAUCAGUAUUAUUCUGUUUUUGUUUCAGGUCAACUCUGUUUUGUUCAUCACUUUGCUUUGUCGAAUAAAUAGAGUGUCAAAGUUCAGAGAAUCCAUGACACGUGUUCAACACGUGAAGGCGUGGCUGAGGAGGUCCUUAAUUCUUCUGCCACUCCUGGGAAUAACGUGGUCUUUUGGCCUUUUAACGUUUUUCUCGUCUACUAUUGUCUUUCAUUAUUUGUUCACAAUUUUCAACUCCUUGCAAGGAUUUGUCAUCUUUUUCAACUUUUGCGUUCUGGACUCUGAGGUAGGUUUU